AUGCUCGCCCGCACAGCAACUCGCUCGCCCGUCCCUCGAGCGACCCGCACCCUGCGCCCUUGGUCGCCCUCCUCCUCCUCGUCCUCAUCUCCCCGCCGCCAACUCUCAUCGGCAACAGCACCCGCCGACACGGCACGGCUCCUCCAAGACCUGCGCACCUCGCUCACCCGCUACCCGCUCGUCGACCCGGUCUGGCCGGCACGCAUCGACCAAGCCCUCGCCGACCUCCUCCACCCUCGACCAGCUCGCCUCGCAGUCGUCGGCGACCACGCGAGCGAUGCACAGGGACUCGUCACCGCCCUCCUCGACGACCCGCUCGCGUCCAACCCGGACGUGACCGUCGCCCUCGAGGCCCGCAGGCUCGGCUCGGCCACCCACGAGGCCCUCACCAUCAAGCACGGCAACGACGUGUCGUCGUCGCCGUCCGAGGUCCACGUCCCGGCACCCUGGCUCCACGACACCAACGCCGAGGUCGUCGAGAUCGUGCAUCGAGAUGUCGCCCCGCUCGAGUCGUCCCUGUCGUCCCUGCACCUCGCCGACCUCGUCGUCCUCGUCCUGUCCGACUCGACUCUGCUCUCGAGCGCGGGCAAGCGGCGAGCAGAGGCCUAGUGCGACGCCGAUGAUUGCAAGGGAGCUCUCGUUCGCUCUC
Rhodotorula graminis WP1 is the source of this 649-nucleotide messenger RNA. RefSeq lists its product as uncharacterized. The annotation marks the transcript as partial. The transcript is spliced from 5 exons. The record is from RefSeq and is a predicted model, not a curated record. Lineage: Eukaryota; Fungi; Basidiomycota; Microbotryomycetes; Sporidiobolales; Sporidiobolaceae.